AUGGUUGCCGCAGAAGCUCAUUUUGAUCAACAGCAGUUCGUGCCGAAUCCUAAUUUGGAAACAUCGUCUUCGCCCAAAAUGAAGUCGGAACCUGGCGUCUCCGACUCCGGUGAUCAACAGGUCCUCUCAUACCCUCCCCACGCCCCGAUGAAUCAGGUGCCAAAUAUCCAUCAAGAUAUGAGAUACGCCCCCCAAACACACUCCGGGCCUGGGUUCCUGCAAAACCCUUAUGUGCAUGGUGGGUUUGCGAGUGGUGCCCAAGUCCCGAAUGGUGCUGCGCCUCAUGGAAGGCCAGACCCUCCCCCAAAGACCUUCCAUUGCGCAACUUGCAGCAAAGGAUUUGCUCGGCGCAGUGAUUUGGCAAGACACGAGCGUAUCCAUUCCGGUAUUCGACCUCACGCCUGCGAUUGGCCCGGUUGCGGGAAACAAUUCAUCCAGCGAUCUGCCUUGACUGUACAUUCCCGUGUCCAUACUGGUGAGAAGCCUCACAUGUGUGAAAGAUGUGGCAAGCCUUUCAGUGACUCGUCUUCCUUGGCCAGGCACCGAAGAAUACACUCGGGGAAACGACCUUAUAAGUGCCCCUAUGCAAACUGCCAAAAGACGUUCACUCGUCGAACAACCUUAACUCGCCACCAAAAUCAUCAUACGGGUACAAUCGAGGAGGCCGCAGCGGAAACCGAAGCCAAUCUGAGGCAGAAUAAGGAGAGGGCAAGAGUGGGAGAGAGCAUGUUCUCAGAGCAGGCCUCGGUGCACUCGACUCCGUCUCCAGCGCAUCAUCCUAUGUCUCCAGUUAGCGAGCUCCCUCCUUUGAAUAUGACUCGCCCUGAUUACUACCUGGGAAGCGGCUCUAUCCCACCCCAUAUUCGUGGAGACUUUUCGCAAGCAAGCCCUCGGGCAUCUCCCACGGCUACCUCCCCCUCUCUGUCCAGCUUCAACAGUGCUCAGCUCCCUCGGCCGUCAAUGACAUCUCAUCCUACUAAUUAUGCACCUCCCCAACCUCUGGAGCCACCUGCGAACAAUGACCACCGACCGAAUAGCGUCGGCGGCAGCCCUCAUAUGUCGAAUCUUGGUUGGGCUUCACCUUCUCAUGGUAGUAUCCCGUCACCAGGAUCUGCGACAGAUUUCAACUACCCAGAGCCCAAUGGGCCGACCUACGCGAGUCCCAUGCCUCCUCAUAUGUACUUUCCCAACUCCACCAUCCGGCGACCCGCUAGUACUGAACCGGAAAACUAUGAGAUGAAGCCCAAAACCAAUGACCAUUCAUGGUCCACACCGGUCUAA
Molecule: messenger RNA, 1281 nt
Organism: Aspergillus tanneri
Lineage: Eukaryota; Fungi; Ascomycota; Eurotiomycetes; Eurotiales; Aspergillaceae
Product: putative C2H2 finger domain protein
Exons: 3
Coding region: 1-1281 (426 amino acids)
Biological process (GO): regulation of transcription by RNA polymerase II
Cellular component (GO): PcG protein complex; transcription regulator complex
Molecular function (GO): RNA polymerase II cis-regulatory region sequence-specific DNA binding; DNA-binding transcription factor activity, RNA polymerase II-specific
Source: RefSeq, a predicted model, not a curated record